AUGGGCAGUUGCAAUUCUAUGAGCAAAACAAAAAACUCAAUAAAACCCCAAAUCUCACAAUCAAUCGACAAACGAGAAUUUCCCCGCACUGGGCUCGUAAAAAUUAAAAAAAGAAAUAAUAUUGGCAAGGUUACAAGUGUGCAUGACCUCAGUUUUGAAUUAACCGAACCAAAAUUUGUAAUUUCCAAGCUGCUCAAUCUAGGCGACCAAAGAAUAUGGGCAUCCGCUUGUAUUCUCCCUGGUUUUGAUCCCCACAAAGAGCAAGAUAAAAAAUGCCAGGAUUUUAGCCUUUUUGCCUGUGAUGGGGAGAGCAUUUUUCUCGCUGAAUUUGACGGGCAUGGGCCAGUAGGAGAAAAAGUGGUCGAGUUUUGUGGAAAUAUUGUCCAAAAUGAAUAUAAUUCAGCUAAGCUUUUAUAUCAAGUAACUGUUAUUUAGGCAAAUCCCCCAGACUUUUUGACAAAUAUAACACUUAAAUGUGAUGAAGAGCUCAGAAAACCUUCAAGUGGGAUCGACGUCACCCGCUCUGGCAGUACCGAGGUCCUUUGUCUUAUUCAUAACAACACGAUUUUUUCCGCAAGUGUAGGCGACUCACGUGCAGUUCUCGCUACCACCUGCCCUCCUCUUCGUCCUCCAGCCCCACAAGCAGCACUUAACAAAGAUCGCCAGCUAUUAGAAGAAGCCAAUAAACGUCGAAACAGCGUGGUAAACCCACUAAUCCACAGUGUGCAGCUUACAAAGGAUCAAAAGCCUGAAGAUCCUGACGAAUUAGCAAGAAUUUAUAAAGCUGGAGGAAGGGUCCAAAGACUUACUGAUGAGCAUGGUAAUAAAAUUGGCCCUUAUCGAGUAUGAGAAAUGAAUGCGAAUUCUCCUGGACUUGCUAUGUCAAGGUCUAUAGGAGAUACCAUAGGUUCAAGGCUAGGGGUUAUUGCAAGCCCUAUAACAACUGUCCAUCAUAUGAGUGUUGGGGAUGACUGCUUUUUGAUAGCUGCCUCUGACGGGGUAUGAGAUGUUUUUGAAAAUAAAGACGCCGUGAAUUUUGUGGAAUAUUAUAUACAAAAAAUAAUUAAAUUUACUAUUAAUGUUUUUAUAAAAAAAAUAGAGGGAUUUAUGGAUUGAAGAAUAGAAAUAAAUGCAAAAGAGAUAUAACUGAAAGGCCACAUGUAGAUAAAGUUAGCUAUGAAAAUACAUGUAUAGCACAUUUAUUAUGUGAAGAAGCAAGGAUCAGAUGAUAUGCAAUUGUUGGGGAGGAGGAUGUACUGAUUGAUGACAUUUCGUGUGUGAUUAUAGAGUUUAGAAGCGAAAGUGUAGGGAUUACGAGGGAAUCUGGAGUACUGCCUGACGCGAAUACGCAAGCUAUGAAUCCUGAAGAGCAUAAUCAGCUGAAAAGAGCUCCGACUACUCAUGAAGUACAAGUGAGAGACCCGAGAAGAGGCUCAGUUGUUACAGAUAGAAUUGAGCUUGAGUAAUUAAUUUGAUAUUUAAGAUUAUUGAAAACCCACUAUCAGAUACCCGAAGGCCCUUAUUCUCUUUCAUAUCACUCCACCGCUUGCUCGCCAGUCUGCAUAUUGCAUACUCUGUUUUACUCGUUCUGUACGACCUUCACUCGCUCCCCGAAAGUCAAAAAGUUUGUUGUUACUUUGCCACCCAUCAACAUAGGCUGCCUUCUAUUGAAAAUUCAAAGGUCGAAUUUUCGGGUCAGCUGUCGGCUAAAUGAAGACUCAAGGCCUAGGACAUAACACCUGGUAUCGCGCUGGGUAAACUUCCCGAUUGACUUAGAAAAGUCUUCAGGCUGGGAGAACCCUUUCCAACUUCAUGUCCCAAUUCCUAAUACAGAAAACUUGCCCCAGGAUUGGACAAUUGGCUGAUCAGCUCAGUAUUGCUAUCUCACCUGCGCCAGUAAGACUACCGGAUACACUUACCUGGCUCAGCGCUCCCUUCCCAAAAUCCCCAACAACAUGAGUUUAGAAAUCGAGCCACACCAUUUUAAUAUAUGCUAA
Blepharisma stoltei is the source of this 1997-nucleotide messenger RNA. NCBI's taxonomy places the organism in Eukaryota, Ciliophora, Heterotrichea, Heterotrichida, Blepharismidae. The record is from the annotation of a GenBank genome assembly.